AGCGGAACACUUCCACCUCAAGUACUGUUGGAGACGUUACGCUCGAUCCAGGACCUCUUAUUUCCGCCUUCAGAACACAAAUCUGCGAAGAUCCUCAAGAAGCUUCAUAUCAAAGCGACGCAAUGAUUUCGAUCCUGAAUGCUACCGAUACGAUGGCGUGCAUUUGCGAAAUAAGUUGCUAGAGGACUUCCGAUAUAUAUUCUGGAGUGGGCGUGUGGACGCGUUGUGUAAGCUGUUGAAAGAGCGACCCCCGCGAAGUACUCUUGAACGUUGGCUUAGAUGGCAGAGUAGUGAACGUAAUGCCCUUCUCGUGGCUCUGCUGGCCAUUCUGAUAUCGAUUCUUGUCGGGAUUAUCAGUAUCGGACUUGCAGGGAUCCAGAUAUGGAUUGGGUAUGGUAUGGAAGCAUCCCGUUGAGUGACGAAACCACGUCACAUGUAGCUGUAUUUACUGCUUAGAUUUCGCAAAAGCUCAAUCGCCCUCAAAGUGAGGACAUAGUUAUUGCUUUGCUCACGUUUAUGACUGGAGAGAUUGAAGAACAAUACAGAAUUGGGAGGACAUCGUGACUGCAACAAGCAUCACGAUAACCGGAGGAUCUUAUCUUCCACCCCACUUACCUUACCUUAUCGCGCAAAAGUUUAAAAGAACGCGACGCGUUGAGCACACUUUAACGCAUCACGCCAUGACCAGCUUAAUGGAAGAUUACCGAAAUGAGACCAUGGAGCAAUCUGUGGACCCAAUGGCAAAAGAAGGUAUCCACAACAUCCAGGAUCUGAGUCGGGAGCUUGAGAUCAGUGAAACAUAGAUAAGGAAAAUUUCCGCCUCCUGGCACAAAGCUACCGACACUGUUAUCAUCUCAUCCACAAUAGCUAGCUCUCUUCCUCUCCGUUCCACCUCCGAUCACGCAAAGAUACACUUUAUUGCCAUCACGAUGUCUUCUACCGCCUUCGUUCAGCGCCCUGCUCCCGCCUUCAAGGCCACCACCGUCUUCCCUGGCGGCGAGUUCAAGGACAUUCAGCUGUCCGACUACUUGGGACAGUGGGUCGUCCUUCUCUUCUACCCCCUUGACUUCACCUUUGUCUGCCCGACCGAAAUCAUCCAGUACAACGACGCGCUGCCCCGUUUCAGCGCCAUCAACACCACCGUCCUCGGCGUCUCGACCGACUCCCACUUCUCCCACCUGGCCUGGACCGAGAAGCCCCGCAAGCAGGGCGGCCUCGGCUCCGACCUCCAGCUGCCCCUCGUCGCCGACAAGUCCCACAAGAUCUCGCGCGACUACGGCGUCCUGAUCGAGGAGGAGGGCGUCGCCCUUCGCGGUCUCUUCAUCAUCGACCCCAAAGGUAUCCUCCGCCAGAUCACCGUCAACGACCUGCCCGUCGGCCGCAACGUCGAGGAGACCAUCCGCCUUGUUGAGGCUUUCCAGUUCACCGACGAGCACGGUGAGGUCUGCCCCGCCGGAUGGAUGAACGGCAGCAAGGGCAUGAAGGCCGACCCUAAGGGCAGCCUGGAGUACUUCGCUGCUCAGGGCGAGACCAACGGCACCAACGGCCACACCAACGGCAACGGCCAGAAGAGAGCGAGAGUCGAAUAAGUGUCUUUCUAAGUCGAGGAAGGGUGACGAAAAAGGG
Messenger RNA from Colletotrichum scovillei, 1626 nucleotides. RefSeq names its product AhpC/TSA family protein. The record is from RefSeq and is a predicted model, not a curated record. Gene Ontology annotation, cellular component: cytosol. Gene Ontology annotation, molecular function: thioredoxin peroxidase activity. Lineage: Eukaryota; Fungi; Ascomycota; Sordariomycetes; Glomerellales; Glomerellaceae. The transcript has 2 exons. Gene Ontology annotation, biological process: cell redox homeostasis; cellular response to stress; hydrogen peroxide catabolic process. Bases 930 to 1589 code for a protein of 219 amino acids.